Mycena indigotica is the source of this 3051-nucleotide messenger RNA. Its product is annotated as Glycoside hydrolase family 35 protein. NCBI's taxonomy places the organism in Eukaryota, Fungi, Basidiomycota, Agaricomycetes, Agaricales, Mycenaceae. The transcript is spliced from 21 exons. Gene Ontology annotation, molecular function: beta-galactosidase activity. Gene Ontology annotation, cellular component: vacuole. Bases 1 to 3051 code for a protein of 1016 amino acids. The record is from RefSeq and is a predicted model, not a curated record. Gene Ontology annotation, biological process: carbohydrate metabolic process.
AUGCUUUUCACUGGCAAAAGACUUGGGGCUUUCGCCCUCCUCGCGGGAUUUCUUCCCGCUGUUUACCCAGCUGUUCAACCCAACCUUCCGCGACAAACCGUUUCGAGAACUCCUGAAGUUCAAUUCGACCAAUACACUCUGUUGAUCCAUGGACAACGUAUCUUUCUGCAUGGCGCUGAAUUGCACACGUUUCGACUUCCAGUACCCUCUUUAUGGCCUGACAUUCUCGAGAAAUUCAAAGCGGCUGGACUCAACUUAGUCUCCGUAUACAUUCAUAUGGGCGUCGUCAAUCCUUCCCGGGGAGUCGUGGACUUCCAAGGCUACCGCGCUCUCCAGCCACUGUUCGAUGCAGCGAAGGCGGCUGGCCUUUGGCUCAUCCUGCGUCCCGGUCCCUACAUCAACGCAGAAUCAACUGCGGGCGGCAUAGCGCAUUGGACUACAACUGAAAUUGCUGGAAAUCUUCGGUCGGACGCGGCCGAUUGGCGCGAUGCAUGGGAAGACUAUAUCCAGGGAAUCAUUGCUCAAACAGCACCGAAUCAGAUUAACCAUGGAGGUCCUGUUAUCGGUGCGUUUGCUCUGAUGGAUCUUGAGAACCCCGAGUCGCGUGCUCGCUACUUUCAGCAGCUCAUCGACGUCUACCACGCUUCAUCCAUUGUGGUCCCUCUAACAUAUAAUGACCCUGGACCAGGGCGCAACUUUAUUAAUGGCACUGGAGCCGUGGAUCUUUACGGAAUGGACUCGUACUUUGUGGGGGCCGACUGCUCUGACCCUAACAAGUGGCCUCAAGUUCCAGACUAUUACCACCGCUACCAUCAAGAAGUCAACCCAUCCCAACCAUGGUUUUUCCCAGAAUUCCAGGCAGGAAGCUUCGAUGGAUGGGGUCCCAAUUCGCCAGGUUACGAGCUGUGCAACCAGCUUACUGGUCCAACUCUACAAUCCGUAUUCAACAAGAACGCGUGGGCAAGUAAUGCAAAACUGAUCUCUUACUAUAUGGGCUAUGGAGGAACAUCCUGGGGGGCUCUACCUUUCCCUGGAUCUUAUACCAGCUACGACUAUGGCUCGUUUAUCAACGAGUCUCGAGCUCUCACGUCCAAAUUCGACGAGUUGAAGCUACAAGGAAUGUUCAUUCGGAGCUCACCUGACUUCUACAAAACCGACUGGAUUUCUGACGGUUCAACCGGAUUCGUCACGUCCAAUUCAGCCGUUUUUGGCACUUUCCUGCAAAAUCCAGACAACAAGGCCUCCUUCUAUAUCCUUCGUCAGAAAGACUCGACGUCGACCGCGAUUACGACUUUGAAACUCAACAUUACCACGCCGAUUUCAACCAACCUUCAGGUACCUCUUGUCGUGUCUGAUGUAACGCUCGGUGGUCGCGAAUCGAAAGUCGUCAUUAGCGGUACCUCAUUCGGUGCAUCCAGGAUCGACUACACUACCGCUGAGAUCUUCUUUGGCGGCAAGAUUGGCGACCGCGAUGUUCUUUUCCUGUACGGCGGCUCGACCCAGGCACACGAAAUACGCCUGAAGUUGACCGGGUCAGCCAGCACAGACCACCUGACGAAAUCGUCUCAGAUCACAUCCACCCAAAGUGAGGGUGAUACCACCAUCUUCGCCUUCCAGACAGGGGUCACCGGGCUUCAUACGGUUUACGACUCGAGUACACAACUCAUUCUCUAUGCCGACCGUCAGACUGCGAUAACAUUUUGGGCUCCCGUAAUUCCGGGAAGCGGUGAUUUGGCCAACUUCUGGUCCUUCGGAAGCAACAGCACGCUUCUCGUUGGCGGACCCUACCUCGUCCGACAUGCUAGCAUCUCAGGAUCAACGCUUGCGCUGACGGGAGACUUGAAUGUCACUGCACCGUUUACCGUUAUCGCGCCAACAAACGUGAAAUCGGUGACCUGGAAUGGCGCAAACGUCGAGCUCACUUCUGGCAUCAGCUCUACCGCUGGCGGCUUCACCGGGAGGCUUACACCGCGCGAUGCCAUCAAGCAAGUUGCCGUUCCGGCGCUGACGGGCUGGAAAUACAAAGACUCCUUGCCCGAGAUUGCUCAGGACUUCGAUGAUUCGAGCUGGACCUUGGCAAACCGCACGACGACCAACGUACCUCGCAAGCCUUAUUACGGAGAUGGCCGUGUUCUCUACAACUGCGACUACGGAUACUGCGAGAAUACUGUGCUUUGGCGUGGACACUUCGAAGGUGCAGGUCAGACUAAGAUGAAUCUCUCAAUCAAUGGUGGCGAAGGAUAUGCUGCCAGUGUGUGGCUGAACGAUGCUUUCCUUGGGACUUCAUAUGGAAACUCGAGUAACCAUCGCAACGCCAUCCCAGAAGCCGAAUUCCAUGUCACGUUCCCUGAAGGAGCUGUUCGUUCUGGCGACAAUGUCAUCACUAUCGUUCAAGACAAUAUGGGUCACGAUCAGGCUAGCAGUGAUUUCGACAACUUCAAGGUUGCUCGAGGAGUGAGGGGCUUCCAGCUAGAUACUGGCUCCUUUGGCGACUGGAAGGUGCAAGGAAAGCUCGGCGGGUAUACAGGUUUCCUGGACAAGCAGAGAGGCGUUAUGAAUGAGGGCGGUCUUUUUGGCGAGAGGAAAGGCUGGCAUCUCCCCGGUUUCGAUACGUCGUCGUGGGAGUCGCGCGAUCUUAGCGAUGGGCUGCCGAACGGGUCCCCCGGUGUCGGCUUCUUCGUGACCAAGUUUACCCUCGACAUCCCCAACGGCAUUGAUGCGUUCAUCUCCUUCACUUUCAAGGAAGCGGAAGGCCAGACGUAUCGUGCGCUGUUGUUUGUGAACGGAUGGCACAUGGGUAAACGGGUUGGGAAUCUCGGGCAAUUCAAAUUCCCUGUCCAUCAGGGCAUCCUCGACUACCACGGAGAAAAUAACAUUGCUGUCGCGUUGUGGUCUAUGGACCGAAACGCUGUCUCUCCGAAAUUGCAGCUCGAGGUGGACACCAUUCUGGAUGGCGGAGUGCCGGGAAUCGUCACCGCGAACCCUGCGUGGUCGGCGCGGGGCAGAGCGCACUGUCCUACUAAUGUUUCGAUCAACUGUCCGCGCGGGUAG